UAGGACGGGGCGGAAUUUGUUCGAUCGUUUCCUCAUUUCGUGCUUGUGACACACAUCGCCAGACAUCAACAGUGGAUUGUGUUAUAAUUCUUUUAAUUUUGCCUUUCUUUGAACAGUAACCCAUCUACAUCACAUCUACGGUGAAAAUGGCAACCACAAUAAGUACGCAAAGAGGACAGGUGUAUGUCGGUGAAUUGCCUCAGGAUUUUUUGCGGAUCACACCGACUCAACAGCAGCAGCAGGUACAGUUAGAUGCUCAGGCUGCUCAACAGCUCCAGUAUGGAGGAUCUCUGGGAACAGGUGGACGUCUCAGUAUCACAGUUGUACAGGCAAAGCUUGCAAAGAACUAUGGUAUGACCCGCAUGGACCCUUACUGCAGGGUUCGGCUGGGAUACGCCGUCUAUGAGACGCCCACUGCUCACAACGGAGCAAAGAACCCACGCUGGAAUAAAGUGAUUCAGUGCACUGUCCCACCUGGAGUGGAUUCAUUCUACCUGGAGAUCUUUGAUGAGAGGGCUUUCUCCAUGGAUGAUCGCAUAGCCUGGACACACGUGACGAUCCCAGAGAACCUGAGGGAAGGCAGCGUGGUGGAUGAAUGGUUCAGUUUGAGCGGCAGACAGGGAGAUGAUAAAGAAGGCAUGAUUAAUCUUGUCAUGUCUUUUGCUUCAAUUCCAGCCGGAGUGAUGAUGCCAGCGCAGCCUGUGGUUCUGAUGCCUACAGUAUAUCAGCAGGGCGUUGGCUAUGUACCCAUAGCAGGUGUCCCUGGUAUUUACAACCAAGGUGUGGUACCCAUGGGAAUGCCCGCCGUGCCACCCGUUGCACCACAGAGCACACCUUGUAGUGAGGAGGACCUCAAAGCCCUUCAGGAUAUGUUCCCCAAUCUGGAUAAGGAGGUGAUUCGCACCGUCCUGGAGGCCCAACAGGGAAACAAGGACACUGCCAUAAACUACUUGCUUCAGAUGGCAGAGGAGCUUUAACUGAAGAAACUCUUAUUCUCUGAUCUGUACCACAUUAUACCAAAAAACAAUCCUCUCUUGUAAAUAUGCCCAUUUAUGUCUGUCGGCCCUUAAUCGUAGCAAGUAAAUGAAACACGUUUUAUUGUCUUUGUCAUUUAAAAUCAAGAGUGUUUUAAAGUUCUAAAGGGUGUAAGAUAAUUUUGUAAUGUGUCCUGUAAGAGCAGUAUAUUAUAUCUUUACUCUGGUGAUCUUAUAGAUGUUAUAAAGAGAUAUACUCUGUAUGAAUUUAGUACUAUAAGUCUAUGAAUAUAAUUUAUUUUAAAGAUUAUUAAAGAGCUCUGGGUAUG
Molecule: messenger RNA, 1303 nt
Organism: Misgurnus anguillicaudatus (oriental weatherfish)
Lineage: Eukaryota; Metazoa; Chordata; Actinopteri; Cypriniformes; Cobitidae
Gene: tollip
Product: toll interacting protein
Biological process (GO): ubiquitin-dependent protein catabolic process
Cellular component (GO): cytoplasm
Molecular function (GO): ubiquitin conjugating enzyme binding; ubiquitin binding
Source: RefSeq, a predicted model, not a curated record